GCGGGCACGCUGCCCGGAACUCUGCUCGUGUCCAGAGCCGCGACUUCUUGGACCUCCCAGAGCCGCUUAGGCUGUCGCGGAUUCCACAUUCCACCGGGACAAGCUCCUUUCCUUGCGUACCUCUCCAUCUUUCACUAUCUCUCACUCUCCACGAAGUACUCUCAUCCGGCUAGUCAAGUCACCCUCUUGUGAAAACCAUCUACACACGCAUACGAAUACAUCGCACACGUGCGUUCACGCACUCGCAUUGACACCAUCCCCCGAGUCGCCUUAAAUAGCCGUCAACAUGUCUGACGACGAGGACCAAUACUCCAGCGAGGAGGAAGUCGAAGAAGUGUAAGCAGCCGGAGAAGAAAACCGAGGGUAGGGCGUCCCAAAAGGAAUCUGGCGAGAAUAUCGAGUUUAUGAAGAGGCAAGAACAGAAAAGAAGCGAUCUUGACGAACAGCUCAAAGAAUACAUAGCGGAAUGGCGAAAGCAGAGAGCCAAGGAAGAGGACGAGCUGAAGAGAUUAAAGGAAAAACAAGCCAAGCGCAAGAUCACUCGCGCAGACGAGGAGAAGAGAUUGGCCCAGAAGAAGAAGGAGGAGGAGGAACGUCGCCAACGUGAAAUCGAGGAGAAGAAACAACGUGAUAUCGAAGAGAAAAGAAAGCGCUUGGAGGAAUCGGAAAAGAAGCGACAGGCUAUGAUGCAAGCGAUGAAAGAUCAGAGCAAAACUAAGGGUCCAAACUUCACCAUCACUAAGAAGGGUUUGGAGGGUAAUCUUACAUCGGCGCAAGUUGAGCGUAACAAGACGAAGGAACAACUCGAGGAAGAGAAGAAAAUCUCCCUCAGCAUUCGUAUCAAACCGUUGGAGAUCGAAAAUCUGUCCAUUGACAAGCUUCGUACUAAGGCUACCGAAUUGUGGGAGAGCAUAGUCAAACUUGAAACCGAAAAGUACGAUCUGGAGGAGCGACAAAAGCGUCAAGAUUACGAUCUUAAAGAGCUGAAGGAACGUCAGAAGCAACAACUGAGGCACAAAGCCUUGAAGAAGGGUCUCGAUCCCGAGGCUUUAACUGGCAAAUAUCCUCCGAAGAUCCAAGUUGCCUCAAAAUACGAACGUCGCGUCGAUACCAGGUCCUAUGACGAUAAGAAGAAACUCUUCGAAGGUGGCUAUGACACGCUCUUAGCGGAGACGAGCGAGAAAGUAUGGAAACAGAGAUCGGAACAAUUUAUGAAGCGAACCAAAACGAAGUUACCUAAGUGGUUCGGCGAACGACCGGGCAAAAAGCCUGGUGAUCCCGAGUCACCAGAGGGUGAGGAGGACGUAAAGGCUGCCGUCGACGACGAUCUUGAGGAGCCGCAAUUUGACGAAGAAGAGGAAGAAGAGGGUGGCGAGAAGGAAGAAGUUGAAGAGGAAGAGGAGGAGGAAGAGGAAGAGGAGGAGGAAGAAGAGGAGGAGGAAGAAGAGGAAGAGGAGGAAGAGGAAGAGGAAGAAUAAAUCCUUUUAAUUGCUUCGGCACGUGUAUACAGUUAUUAAGAAGAAUAUUUGAAAAAUUCUCAAAAUGGUCAUUGCACAGUCUCACGUUAACAUUUCUUCGAACCGUCGAAUGUAGUCAGUGGUGACAGUAAAAAAUGCCCAUAUAUGACGGCGUCUUCCAUCUAUUUCCAAAAACUCUCAUCUCCAUCCUUACAUUACGUUACAUCAAGUUUUUUUUUUCUUCAAGAUUGAAACGAGACGAAUGUGACGGAUGUUAUUCUCUUGUAGUAAAUUUUAUCGUU
Molecule: messenger RNA, 1759 nt
Organism: Formica exsecta
Lineage: Eukaryota; Metazoa; Arthropoda; Insecta; Hymenoptera; Formicidae
Gene: TpnT
Product: troponin T
Exons: 15
Coding region: 405-1478 (357 amino acids)
Biological process (GO): regulation of muscle contraction; sarcomere organization; muscle contraction
Cellular component (GO): troponin complex
Molecular function (GO): tropomyosin binding
Source: RefSeq, a predicted model, not a curated record